AGGUACGAGUCCAACACAACCCGGCUCUAGCAUCUCUCCGCCUCUCUCUGUUCUCGCUCGCGUCGCACGAGCCACUCAUCCCUUUCGAUUCCCCUAUUUUGCCCACGCCGGUGCCGCCGCCGCCUACCGUCGUUCUGGCGGCUGCCAGCCGCGUCCGCCGCCGCUAUUCGCCGGCGAGGCACCGCCUAUUUCUACCCUUACAGUUGAUUUGUUUCUCUCCCCCUCUUGUGGCCUCUCGCGGACGGCUCCGACCUUGCUGCUAUAUCGCCGCCGCUACUGUUCCGGUCAACUCCGCCCAUCCCUAGCGCCGCCAUGCUGCGUUCCUCCUUCGAAUCACCUCUCACCACUGGAUCCUCACGGCCACGACGCCGGUUGCUAACACGCGCGCGCCCGCGACGAUUCCAGCCCCGCCGUGCCGCCACUUUCUUCUGGUCGGUUCUGGCCACUUCUGGCGCCGGCUUGGUAUGGAUUUGCUCCGCCUCCUCAUGCACUUCAAAACCCUCUCUUCGAUUUGAUUUCCAUGGCCCCAGUUGCUCGCCCACGACCCUGGAAACCCUAGUGGUGGCCGGUCGAUUUGACCGCCACCGGUCUCUUCGGGCGUUGCCGUUUGUCGGAGUGGCUCCGCCACUGACUUCUCCUUCAACAGCCACCGCCACGAUGCCCCUAACUCCUCCACGCGUGCGGCCACGAAACCCUCGCUGCUACCGGUGGUGGUUCUGCUCGCUGCCGGCCGCUAUCGGCGCUGCUACUUGCCGGCGCCGUGGCUCCGACGACCUUCUCCGCCUACCUCCGCCAUCUCCUCACUGCCGUGCCGCCGCCACCAGCAUUGACGCCGGCAGGACGGCAUCCUCUGCAACCCCGGCGUCAUCGACCCGUAGCUGUUGCGUUGAUGUACUGGUUGUUGGGGAUGGUUUGUGGUGCUGGGACUGGCGUGAUGGAGCUGCUGCUGCUGCGACGCCUACAUCUCCUUCGGCGUCGGCGGGACGGUGCUGCGACGCAACCCCGGCGCCGACUAUUUCUUCUACUGCAAUGCGAGCUAUCUUUACAGCAUUGAAAAUGAUAAUAAAAAGAUUGGGAGAGAUUUGGAAGAUGAAGAUUUAGUUUAGGAAUUCCUUUUUUUUUAUUCCUUUGUAAUUUUGUAUUUCCUUCCUAACUUGUAAGUUACUGAAUAAUAUUAUUUGUAAUGAAUUUUAAAUCAUUUAUUUAUUUGGAA
Messenger RNA from Lolium perenne, 1213 nucleotides. Lineage: Eukaryota; Viridiplantae; Streptophyta; Magnoliopsida; Poales; Poaceae. The record is from RefSeq and is a predicted model, not a curated record.